AUGACAUUCGCACAGCUUCAGAACUUCUUCCUCUGGACGGCAUUGCAGAAUGACUGGACGGACUUCUUCUGGUCACACCAAGAUGUGCUCGUCUUCUCAUAUGAGGACGAGACACUGCCGGUAGCGGACUCCACAGAGCCAAUCCCGUACUCACUCUACUCCCGCGCUGUGGGCACCCUACGCUACUUGCAACAGCCCGACGUUCAGCCAUGGGCGAACCAUUUCUUUGCGUACGAUCAUCUGACGCUGGUCCAUCGGGACGCCAUCCUCGCCGUGGGCGGCUGGGACACGCACAUCCCCUUCUACGCGACGGACUGCGACAUGUACGACCGCCUUUUGUGGGCGGGAUACUGGCAGGGCGAGACAGCCAUAGGCGUCAUCCUCGAUGUGUCGACUGUUCUCAAGGACAUCGCUGCGCUGUUCCGCUUGCCUGGUGUGCAUGCAACAUUUGUGGGUGAUCCCGGGCCAGGCAAGCUUGGCGAGGGUGAGGAGACGGGCGAGGAUCAGCGCCAGUUGGAAAAGAUGCUCAAGCAGAAAGAAAAGGCGCAGAAGAAGCUUGUGGAGAAGCAGGGCGAGACGUGGGAGCACCUCGUGGAAGUAGGAAAACGCAUGCGAGAUAUAAAGUACAUUGAUGGUGGAGGCUGGAGGAACAAUUGGCAGCAGAAGCAGGCUGGCGGGAAGGGUGAGCCCUUUUAUCGAGAUCCAGACGGAUUCCAGGCAGGUAUCCAGAUGUUCAUCGAGACUGGGCGCAGGGUCUUUGCAGAGAAAUGGGGCCAUAGGGGCUGUGAUAUUGUCCAGAUGGGGAUCAAAGCCGAGGAUGCUUGGAGGCUUGAGAAUGAUUGGGAUCCCGAGACUGAGGGAAGUGGCAGUGAGGGUGAUGAUUGGUAA
This is a messenger RNA of Phaeoacremonium minimum UCRPA7, 888 nucleotides long. RefSeq lists its product as hypothetical. Lineage: Eukaryota; Fungi; Ascomycota; Sordariomycetes; Togniniales; Togniniaceae. The record is from RefSeq and is a predicted model, not a curated record. The coding region runs from base 1 to 888 and encodes 295 amino acids. The transcript has a single exon.